Candidozyma auris is the source of this 984-nucleotide messenger RNA. RefSeq names its product pirin family protein. The transcript has a single exon. NCBI's taxonomy places the organism in Eukaryota, Fungi, Ascomycota, Pichiomycetes, Serinales, Metschnikowiaceae. The record is from RefSeq and is a predicted model, not a curated record. Bases 1 to 984 code for a protein of 327 amino acids.
AUGUCUCAAAGAACCAUACAAAGAAUCGUGCCCGCAAUCGAACAAGCUGAGGGCGUCGGAGCCAGAGUCCGCAGAUCCAUUGGCAACAUGAGCAUGAGAAACUUCACCCCUUUCUUGAUGUUUGAUCAUUUCUCUUCCAGUGGUAAAGGCGGGUUUCCGGAACACCCUCAUUUGGGUCAGGAAACCAUCACCUUGAUGUUGAAAGGGGCAUUCGCUCAUGAGGAUUUCACCGGAUCCAGGGGUGUCUUGAGAGAAAACGAUCUCCAGUUUAUGACCGCAGGAAGAGGAACAGUCCACUCAGAAAUGCCUGUGAUUCACCCAGACGGAUCUGCCAAUGUCGGUUUGCAGCUUUGGGUUGACUUGCCUGAAAACCUCAAGGAGGUGGAGCCAAGGUAUAGAGAUUUGAAGGAAUGGGAAGUGCCUGAAGUGACUGAUCAGAAUGGCAAGGUCACAGUCAGAGUGAUUUCAGGAGAGUCCUUAGGAGUGAAGCUGGAAAAGGAUUUAGCCUACACCCCAGUGCAAUAUUACCACUACAAGAUGAAGCCCGGUUCGCUGUUCACACAGAAAGUGCCAAAGGAUUUUAAUUUCUUCUUGUACCUUUUGCUGGGCGAUAAGCUCAAGCUUAACGAUGGAUCGGUGGUAAAGCAAUACGACAAUGCCUUUUUCAACGCCGACGGCGACACCAUUCUGGGCGAAUACCCUGAAAGCAGCAAGAAGGAUGCAGAGUUUGUGCUUGUCGGUGGUCAAGUGUUGGACCAGCCAGUCGUGCAGCACGGGCCGUUUGUGGCUACAAGCAGAGAACGUAUUGUCCAGGCAUUCUCUGAUUACCAGUACGCUAGAAAUGGAUUUGAGAGAAUGAGGACGUGGAAGUCGCUCAUAUCUGGUGGCGUGAACGAAGAUAUGAUUAACAACGAAUUGGGUGGUAGCUUGGAAGCCCGUGCUGCCGAAAAGAGAAAGUAUUUGAGUCAGAAGGAUGAGCUUUAA